UGCGUUUCUUGGGCGCACCCUUGUCGCUGUAAAGCUCUGCUGCUGUGUUGUGUCAUGGCGUCGCGCUGCAGCGGCCUGUCCGGUUUUAUUGCUUUACAGAUCUCACUUCGGUGCUUCUUAAAUGGCUGUCUUGUUCGCGAAUGAUCGCGGGUGGCUGCUGGACUCCUGUUCUCUCAUAAACGAAGGUUUAGAGCGCUGUUUUAGUGUAAAGAAGGGCUUCUUCAGGUGCCGCUUCAGCAAACGCUACUACAGCCUGUCCCGGCCUCGCGUGGCGGGCAGAGGCGGGUCUGACGCGCUGAGCGGCGGUGGUCUGUUAAACACGGAGGCGCCCGAGAGAGACCACCUGCAGGCACGCAAGAAAAGGAAGCGGAAACGGAGUGAUCUCAAUCAGGGGGAGUUGGACGCUGAAGCCUUCCAUGAAAAGUUUAGGUUGUUGGUUCUGGAGGGCAGUCAGCCUCUCAUUCAGGCUGGACAUCACUGCGGUUACCUAACAGAAGCUUUACAUACAGAGCCAACUAAACAACCACCAGGUCAUGUGUGCCAGCUGGCUGCUCUGUGUGACAUGGCCAAGCAGCUGCUUCCAGUGGAGGAUGCUGGUACAGUAUCUGUCCAGGCUGUUAAGGGACAUGCAGAUUUGGAUUCACACCUUGAUCUGUUCUCACACCUUACAGAAAACAGCUAUAGCUCUGCACGGGAGGUCACGCUAAUGGGAGAGAUUUAUUUUCUGCCUCCCCGCAGCCGCUUCCUGUUGUCUGAUUUCACACGCUUAGAGCCACUGGUCAACAGUGGAGAGAAAUUCGACCUAAUAGUUCUUGAUCCUCCAUGGGAAAAUAAGUCUGUGAAAAGAAGCAAAAGAUACGGUUUCCUGCCGUCAUCUCAGCUCAAACAACUUCCUGUCCCAGUGAUGAGUGCAGCAGGAUGUGUGGUGGUUACUUGGGUAACCAACCGUCCUCGACAUCUUCGCUUCGUCAGAGAGGAGCUCUACCCUUACUGGGGAGUGAAGUUGAUAGCAGAGUGGCUGUGGGUCAAGGUGACCCAGACAGGAGAGUUUGUUUUCCCUCUGGACUCGCCACACAAGAAGCCGUAUGAAGUACUGUUUCUUGGCAGGUUCUGUGCCAACAGUGACAGCACAACUAGGCCUGAAGAGUGUGAGAUCCCAGAUCAGCGGCUCAUAAUUAGCAUUCCCUCAGCACUGCACUCUCAAAAGCCAUCACUGUCAGCUGUGCUGAGACCCUACAUUAGGCACAAUGCCAAGUGUCUGGAAAUGUUUGCUCGAAGUCUACAGCCUGAUUGGACAAGCUGGGGAAAUGAAGUUAUCAAAUUCCAGCACAACAGCUAUUUCACCACCGAGAGCAUGGACAGUGAACGUGAUGCACUUACUGACAGUUCGGAUACAAAUCAGCAAGUGGAUGCUGGGACAGCAGACACAGCUGCCCAGCAGUGAAACUGUGAUCUUUUAUUAAAUAUAAAUGGCACUGCUGUAUUUUACUUUAUUUAAAAUAUAUCCUUUGUAUUAAACUAAUUUUAUACAGUACAUUUAGUCUAUUAGUCCUCUAAUAUUCCUCAACUAGUCCUCAGUUGCUUUCUUAUUGUAUACAAGCUGCAGUAGAGGAUCAAAAGCAAAAGGCAUACUAGUAUUAAACAUUUCUGUAUAAUUAACUGCAAUUCUUUGCUCAUUAUCUGUGAUGCAUUAACUCCUAGAAACACACCCAACACACUACUGAAUAGAGGAAAAGCAAACAUGACAAGCAGGGAAGACCAAAAACAGUUAAAAUAAUAAAUAUAAUAAAGAAAAAAAUAUUUAAUACAACAAAGUCUACACUGUAGGGGUACCUGGCUACACAAAACCUGUUAUGAAUUAAUGGUAAAUGUAUGUUUUCUCAAUGAUGGUAAAAAUCUGUAAAAUUAAAGACAUUUAAUUUCCUAGAAA
Pygocentrus nattereri (red-bellied piranha) is the source of this 1930-nucleotide messenger RNA. It is a transcript of the gene mettl4, whose product is annotated as methyltransferase like 4. Gene Ontology annotation, cellular component: cytosol; nucleus; RNA N6-methyladenosine methyltransferase complex. Gene Ontology annotation, molecular function: RNA methyltransferase activity; site-specific DNA-methyltransferase (adenine-specific) activity; nucleic acid binding. The transcript has 8 exons. Bases 122 to 1444 code for a protein of 440 amino acids. Lineage: Eukaryota; Metazoa; Chordata; Actinopteri; Characiformes; Serrasalmidae. The record is from RefSeq and is a predicted model, not a curated record.